AUGUCGAUUCCAAGACCACCUCAGGAGUCGUGGGACUGCAUGCUCCCGGGUCCACCUUCCCGCAACAAUGGCGGAUCCGCCGACCUCAGCGCCUCCGGCCUCCUGGCCUACGCCUCCGGCAGCAGCCUCUCCAUCGUCGACUCCCGGUCCAUGCAACUGGUCUCGGUCAUCCCCCUCCCUUCUCCCUCCACCGCCUCUCUCUCCCCAUUCGUCACCUCCGUCCGCUGGUCCCCUCUCCCCCUCCGCCGCGACCUCCUCUCCCACGACCCUUCCUCCACCUCCCACCUCCUCCUCGCCGUCGGAGAUCGCCAGGGCCGCAUCCUCCUCCUCGACCUCCGCCUCAAAUCCCCACUUCUCGUCCUCGACUCCUCCAAGUCCGGCAUCCAAGACCUCUGCUGGAUCCAGACCCGACCCGACUCCUGGAUCCUCGCUUCCCUCUCCGGUCCCUCCCUCCUCUCCCUCUUCAACACCACCACCGGCCGCUGCUUCUUCAAGUACGACGCCUCUCCCGAAUUCUUCUCUUGCAUCCGCCGCGACCCCUUCGAUUCUCGCCAUUUCUGUGCCCUAGGCCUCAAAGGCUUCCUCCUCUCCGUCAUGGUCCUCGGCGACACUGAGGACCAAGUCGUAAUCAAGGAGUUCCAGAUUCGUCCUGACACUUCCGAAUUGGAGAGGAUGGAGAGAGACGUGGCCGCCGGCGGUGCUGCGUCCAGUUCAUUGUCGCCGGCGAUGGUGGUGUUCCCCAAGUAUAUAGCAAGGUUCGCGUUUUCCCCGCACUGGAAGAACAUUCUGUUCGUGACGUUUCCUAGAGAAUUGGUUGUGUUUGAUUUGAAAUACGAGACCACAUUGUUCAGCGCGGGGCUGCCACGGGGUUGUGGCAAAUUUUUGGAUGUGUUGCCGGAUCCAAAUAUUGAGUUGCUGUAUUGUGCUCAUCUUGAUGGGAGGCUUAGUACAUGGCGGCGCAAAGAAGGAGAACAGGUUCACAUAAUGUGUAUGAUGGAAGAAUUGAUCCCCUCAAUUGGCACAUCUGUCCCUUCUCCCACUGUUCUUGCAGUUGUCAUCUCCCAAUCAGAUUCCAUCCUUCAAAAUAUUGCCAAGCUUUAUUCCGAUAUUUCUCAUACUUCUUCCCCUGAUGAGGAUUUUGAUACUCCUCUUGAUUUUUGUGAUGAAUCUCUUCUCAUUUCUAAGAUACAUUUGCUAUCCAUUUCUGAUGAUGGAAAAAUUUGGAACUGGCUCCUGACCGCUGAAGGACCUGGAGAUGCACAGAAGGAUGCAAGAAACGCUGGCACUGUUGAUGAAGGUAGUGAAGUGCCAGGUAUAGAGACAAAGUUGAGCACUGGUGUUUCUUCUGCUGAUGAACCUGAAGUAGAUGCAUUUCACCGACUAAAUAAUGUUAAUAUCAUUGGCAACCGUGCACGAAGCUCAACUUUCAGCCUUGAAGAGAUGUCAUUUAAGAUUUGCUUAGUGGGACAACUUCAUCUUCUUUCUUCUACAGUGACUAUGCUGGCUGUACCAUCACCUUCUUUAACAGCUACUUUGGCCCGUGGGGGAAACUAUCCUGCUGUUGCUGUUCCAUUAGUUGCUUUGGGAACUCAAAAUGGUACAAUUGAUGUGAUUGAUGUCUCUGCUAAUGCUGUUGCCGCGAGUUUCUCUGUUCAUAAUAGUACUGUUCGGGGGCUACGGUGGCUUGGAAAUUCUAGACUUGUUUCAUUCUCCUAUACCCAGGGGAGUGAAAAAACAGGAGGCUAUAUCAAUAGACUUAUUGUGACCUGUGUCAGAAGUGGCCUUAAUCGACCAUUUCGGGUUUUACAAAAGCCAGAGCGUGCACCCAUAAGAGCUUUAAGGGCUUCAUCAUCUGGAAGGUAUCUUUUGAUUUUAUUUCGUGAUGCACCUGUAGAAGUGUGGGCAAUGACAAAGACUCCAAUAAUGCUUAGAUCAUUAGCUCUUCCAUUCACUGUAUUAGAAUGGACUCUGCCAACAGUUCCACGACCAGUUCAAAAUGGACCUUCUAGGCAAUGGUCAUUAUCCAAAGAUCGUACAGCUAUGACAACUGCUGAGACAUCUUCCCCAACAAAAGCAUCUUCAAUCGAUUCUAAGAGCAUGAGCUCAGAUGGAUCACAGGAUGACUCUUCUGAGAGUUUUGCAUUUGCUCUGGUAAAUGGUGCACUAGGUGUAUUUGAGGUUCAUGGACGAAGGAUCCGAGACUUCAGACCGAAAUGGCCUUCUUCUUCAUUUGUUGCAUCAGAUGGAUUGAUUACAGCCAUGGCUUACCGCUUGCCUCAUGUGGUUAUGGGGGACAGGUCAGGAAACAUACGGUGGUGGGAUGUGACAACUGGGCAAUCUUCAUCAUUUAACACUCACAGAGAAGGAAUCCGGAGAAUCAAGUUUUCACCUGUUGUUCCUGGAGAUUGUAGCCGUGGGCGUAUUGCUGUACUGUUUUAUGACAAUACAUUUUCUGUAUUUGAUCUUGAUUCACAGGACCCUUUAGCCAAUUCCCUUUUACAACCUCAAUUUCCGGGAACCCUUGUACUGGAACUUGAUUGGUUGCCUUUGCGUACUGAUAAGAAUGAUCCACUAGUGUUAUGCAUUGCUGGAGCUGACAGUAGCUUUCGCCUUGUUGAGGUUAAUGUAAAUGACAAAAGGGUUGGGUAUGAACCCCGGCCUAGAUCCAUGAAAGAGAGAUUCCGACCAAUGCCUUUGUGUUCUCCCAUAUUACUUCCUACAUCGCAUGCUUUGGCCUUGCGCAUGAUCUUGCAACUGGGUGUGAAGCCUGCAUGGUUCAAUACAUGCAGUACCAUCAUAGAUAUGAGGCCCGGAACUGCAUCAUCAACAGGAGAUCUUCGUAGUUAUAUGAUCGAUUCACCACCUGUAGGUGACUCUGUAGUGCCAGAGUUGCUUCUUAAGGUAUUGGAACCUUACAGAAAAGAAGGAUGCAUACUUGAUGACGAGAGGGCAAGAUUAUAUGCUUCUAUAGUAAAUAAAGGUUGUGCUGCGAGGUUUGCUUUUGCAGCUGCAACCUUUGGUGAAUCCAUAGAAGCACUAUUCUGGUUACAGUUACCUUAUGCCCUUGACCAUUUGAUGAAUAAGUUGGUUAAGAAGGCUCCACAAAAAGCCCCAGUUCCAGAAUCAAUUCCCGAGCUCGAUGACACAGCCAUGUUGAGUAGGAUAACAUCGAAGGGUAAACAAACACCCGAAACAGGGAAAACAGAUGUAUUGAGUAAUGGUCUACUUAAGUUGAUGGCUUUUGAGCAAGGAGAGUUGUGGGGAAGUGCAAAUGAGCGUAUUACUUGGCAUGAGAAGUUGGACAAUGAAGAAGCUAUUCAGAACCGUGUACAUGAGCUUGUGUCAGUCGGGAACCUAGAAGCUGCUGUUAGUUUACUGCUUUCCACACAUCCAGAGAGCACUUACUUCUAUGCAAAUGCUUUGCGUGCGGUGGCUCUUUCAUCUGCUGUGUCAAGGUCUCUGCUUGAACUGGCAGUUAAGGUUGUUGCAGCCAAUAUGGUUAGGACAGACAGGUCAUUGUCAGGCACACAUCUUCUCUGUGCUGUUGGGAGGUAUCAAGAAGCUUGUUCUCAGCUGCAAGAUGCUGGAUGCUGGACAGAUGCUGCAACAUUAGCUGCAACACAUUUGAAGGGAUCUGAUUAUGCAAGGGUGUUACAGAGGUGGGGUGAUCAUGUUCUUCACAUGGAAAAUAAUAUCUGGAGGGCUCUCAUUUUGUACGUUGCAGCUGGUGCAUUGCAAGAGGCACUGGCUGCACUUCGUGAGGCACAGCAACCAGACACGGCUGCCAUGUUCAUACUUGCUUGUCGUGAAAUCCUUGCUGAUAUAAUCUCCAGGUUAGGUUUGGAUGAAGAAUCAAUCAAGGAUAAACGAUUACUCUUGCCCAGGUUAAACCCCGAAAACGAAGAUGUUAUUGCUGUUGGUGAAUAUUUCGGGCAGUACCAAAAAAAACUAGUGCAUCUGUGCAUGGACUCACAGCCAUUUUCUGACUAAGUGACUUGGCCAAUUUAAAUGCCAAUUAGUCCGUGUAAUAUUUCUAUGAAUUCACUAUUGGGGCAACAAUUCAUUGCCGGUUGAAGAUGUCACUUUUUCGAGUUCCAAUAGUAGUGCUGUUUUAGGGCCAAAAGUUGUAUUUUGGGGAUAUUUCCGAUUGGAUGAGAUUAGAAAAAACUGGAGAGCUUUUAUCUCAGUUUCAAAGAACUUCUUCUUGGAUGAUAGGUGAGUCAGUUAUAUCUGGAAAAUUUGAACGCUGUUAACUUGGCAAAGUAGCUUAUUGUAGACUUGUAGAAGUUGUUACUGAGAGUGAUGACAGUGCAAGCUCAUGUAGAUGGCAUUUCAUUGUAAUUUCUAGGCUUCACAUUGAAUUAAAUUAUUCUUUUUUUGUAGACAUGUAGUGGAAUGUGUCAAAGGAACCAUUGUAUACUGACAAGAUUGGACAAAUUCAUAUAUCUUUGUAAACUCAAUUGUCUUUUGUAAAUUCAAUGAUUUUUGAGUCAUUAGUCCA
This is a messenger RNA of Camellia sinensis, 4501 nucleotides long. Its product is annotated as Transducin family protein / WD-40 repeat family protein. Gene Ontology annotation, molecular function: protein binding. Gene Ontology annotation, cellular component: cytoplasm. NCBI's taxonomy places the organism in Eukaryota, Viridiplantae, Streptophyta, Magnoliopsida, Ericales, Theaceae. The record is from RefSeq and is a predicted model, not a curated record.